This is a messenger RNA of Epinephelus fuscoguttatus (brown-marbled grouper), 2143 nucleotides long. RefSeq names its product peripherin 2a (retinal degeneration, slow) (gene prph2a). Gene Ontology annotation, biological process: visual perception. Gene Ontology annotation, cellular component: membrane. The record is from RefSeq and is a predicted model, not a curated record. The coding region runs from base 165 to 1199 and encodes 344 amino acids. The transcript is spliced from 3 exons. Lineage: Eukaryota; Metazoa; Chordata; Actinopteri; Perciformes; Serranidae.
UCCUCCUGGGUUCUUCACCUCUGCUGUUUCGCUGUGGGAUGGAUUACAGGUUGAGCUGACGGACCAGCCACAGGAGACCGUGAUCGCAAAGAACCCCUUGGAGCUCCUGCCGAUCAUCAUUUGACUCCCUUCUUCACAGGCGAGGACACAUCACAGGUUGAACCAUGGUGUUAAUGUUGGUCAAGUUUGACCUGAAGAAGCGGGUAAAGCUCGCUCAGACAGUCUGGUUCAUGUACUGGUUUGCCGUGAUGGCUGGCGUGCUGGUCUUCAGCAUGGGCCUUUUCUUUAAGAUCGAGCUGCGAAAGCGCUCGGAACUUAUGGACAACAACGAGAGCCACUUCUUGCCCAACCUGCUCAUAUUCAUGGGCCUAAUAGCCUGUGGCAUCAAUGCCUUCGGAGGCAAAGUGUGCUACGACUCCCUGGACCCUACCAAGUUCGUAAAGUGGAAGCCCAUGUUGAAGGGCUUCCUGAUGUUCUGUGUGGGCUUCAACGCCCUGCUGCUCGUCACGGCCCUGCUGUGUUUCCUGAUGAGGAUCCCCCUGCAGUUCACACUGGCCGAGGGGCUGAGGAACGGCAUGAAGUUCUACAAGGACACGGACACACCGGGACGCUGCUACAUGAAGAGGACCCUGGACCUGAUGCAGAUGGAGUUUCGUUGCUGCGGAAAUGACAACUUCAGAGAUUGGUUUGAGAUUCAGUGGGUUAGCAACCGCUACCUGGACUUCAGCGCAAAGGAAGUCAAAGACCGCAUCGGGAGCAACGUGGACGGCCAGUAUCUGAUGGACGGAGUCCCGUUCAGCUGCUGUAACCCCAGCUCCCCCAGACCCUGCAUCCAGCACCAGAUGACCAACAACACUGCCCACUACAGCUACGACCACUACACGGAGGAGCUCAACGUGUGGAAGCGCGGCUGCCGCGACGCCAUGCUGUCCUACUACGGAGGCAUGAUGAACACCAUCGGAGCGCUGGUGGUGCUGGUCACUAUGCUGGAGGUUGCUGUGACCAUCGGCCUGCAGUACGUCAACAGCUCCCUGUCCACCCUGGCUAACCCCGACGACCCGGAGAGCGAGAGCGAGGGCUGGAUCCUGGAGAAGACAGUGAAGGAGACGUUCACCGACAUCAUGGACAAAAUGAAGGCCAUGGGCAAAGGCAGCAAGGUGGAGGAGGGGGGCGAGGCAGCGGUCGCCACGGUGAGCUGAGCUGUCCCCCUCUGCAAAAACUGACACCACUCCCACACCUGAGGAGGAGAGGAAGGGGACCUGUGUGAUUACUACGUUUUUCUACCAACAUUCAUAAUGUAGACACACACACACACACACACACACACACAAACACACACAUAUUAGGCUAUGAACGCCUUUUAAACGGACUCCUUUCGAAUGGACUUCUUACAUUAAUAAUUCUAAACUGUGUAUUCAAACAUAGAGAAAGAUAAUGUGUAGGGUGAGUUAUGUUUUUCAUUUUUCAUUUUUGGUUCUCCCCCAACCAAACAAAUCUAAAACUUUUGCUCCACAGCUUUCUUCAAAAGAGAAUUUUGGUUUCCAGCACUCGGUGGGGUUUGGAUCUUGUCAACAUUUUAAGUAAAUGUGAUAUGUAUUGAUAAAUGUCGGAUGCUUUGCAAUCACAAGUAAAUAUGUAAUUUUUCCGUUGUAUUGUUGGAGGUGCAGAUGGAAGAUAUUUACAGCCCAUGAAAUGCAGUGUUUUAUUUUUGUUAACCUGUCUAUAGCACUUUGGCUCGUAGCUGAUUCUUUACAUAGACAAAGCAAACAAAUUUAACCCCCACACUCAGCUGUUUUUAUACUCCAGUCCACCUUUGUCCCCACUGACGACGGGAUAAGCUCCUGAGAUGGAGUAAAAUCAUCAAUUGAAUGAGUCGGUUUGAAUCAUGCAUGAACGUUGAGGCACGUGGUCGGAGAGUGAGGCGCGGGAACUGGGAUGUGAGCCCUGGAGAGAGGCAGGGCCGACUCCAACCCCGUGGAGGACGACUGAAAUUGGCAGCUAAAUCUUGGCUCGUGACCCCUGUACUGUAAUCUCAGGUCCUCUGUGGUGUUUCCCUCAAGCAUUCAGUACCUGUAUAUUGACACACAUGUAUGUAUAUUCUAACCAACUGGGUUGCUGUCUUUGUACAUAGUGUAGAAAACGA